Fukomys damarensis (Damara mole-rat) is the source of this 1925-nucleotide messenger RNA. RefSeq lists its product as uncharacterized. Bases 616 to 1434 code for a protein of 272 amino acids. The transcript is spliced from 5 exons. NCBI's taxonomy places the organism in Eukaryota, Metazoa, Chordata, Mammalia, Rodentia, Bathyergidae. The record is from RefSeq and is a predicted model, not a curated record.
GGUCAUCUCUCCUCUGCGUGCACGGCUGUGGCCUCUGAAAUGCGCAGGCGGACUGGACGGUACCGCCUGACCACCGUGGAAAGACAGGAGGAGCCAGCCGCCCGGUCUCCAUCCCAGCCUCCGGGCCAUGAGAUGAAUGUGCCCGGUGAACAGCUUGCUCUGUGGCAGCCCAGUGACUGCCCAGCAGUCAGAUGGUCCUGGGGCCAGCGGACAAAGAGGAUGCUCUUCAUUCCAGCUGCACUUGCCAAGCCAGAACCGUGGGUCAGAGGGGCCUGGCGGACGAGGACUGCUCACAGCUUGGUGAACAGGAAGCAGAGGGUCAAGUGAAGAACCAGGGAGAGAAGCACUUCCGGGUCACACCCAAAAUGCCUCCACCCAUAACAGCAAGGCAGCUCUGAACCCCGGAACCCCCUCACCUUCCCAAAGCCCCACUGUGAGCCUGUGGGGAACAUUUUAGAACUUAAGCUACAGCACCAACACUACUGUCCACACUUGGUGCCAUCUUAAGUGUUCCCAGAAGAACAUACAGGGCGAGGCCCAGGAACAGUGCCAGAUAUCUUCACAGCAUCCAGAACAAGAAGAAAGGGGUCUGUUUAAUUUUGUUGAAAAGGGGAAAUGCCCCUGGCCUGCAACUGGGUGGAGCCCUCAGUCCGCUGUGACAAGCCCAGGGCUUCUGGUGUGCUGCUGGGUGACAACCACUGGUGUGGCACAGCUGCCUGGAGACCAUGGACUGAACCGCCCAGAACCAUGAGCCAAGAUGACCUUCUCCUCCCAGAAGUUGUGUCCCAGCCACACAAGGGGCUGAGGAUGCCUGUGGAUCGCGGCUGGCCUCCUCAGACGGAGAGUUGUCAAGGAUUUUCUUUCCUGGAUGUAAUGCUAUGUCCAGUGGCCCUGGGUCCUCCUUACCUUUUCCUCCUCUCUACCCAGCCCCCUCCCACCCCGCCACCCCAAAUGUGUUCCUGCUGCAAGUGCUCUCAGGUGGCUAAGGACAGGGACCUCAGCCCUGGCCUGGAUUCCUUGGGCUGGCCCUCAGCGCGGGACGCACUCACACCCAGACUUUUCACCGGUUUCACUCCAGUUGGCUUCCUCGCAGUCCAGCUCACCCCGGAUCACACUGAAAGACCCAGAGGCCUUGGGGAGCCGGCCAGGUGGGCCCGUGCCUGGGAGGCCCAAGGACACGAUUCAUGCACCCGCCCACCUGCAUGCCGUGCCAACAGCUGGGCCGCCUCCGUCCCUGGCCUAUUCUCUCCUGCCUCAGCCUCCACCUGUGUCCCAGGGGGACCAAGCCGGCUCCAAGGACCCUACAGCAUGGGCCCGGGCUGGCGGGGACCCCAUCCCCAUCCGCAGGGCUGGCAGUGGGGACAGCUUCCUGCGAAGUCUGCCCCAGGAUCCACAGCAGCUGCUCCUCAUGCGCCAGAGCCCCCCAGGCAGUGAGCUCCUGGUCUGGCGCUAUCCCAAGCAGGUGGCUGGGCCUGGGCACAGAGGGGUCCUCUGGAGCGUGGGGCCGUCAGUGCAUCUCCCUCUGCCUGCACCUGGGAGAGCAUGAGGAGAAAUGACCCUGCAGCAGAUCCAUGCGGGCUGGGCCGUGGGCCCCGGGGUGGCAGGGAUAGGCCGCUGCGGUGACCCCUGAGCUGCCACACUGAGAUGAGCACAGCGUCCUUCCUGCUGCCCCUGCCAAGCGCCACCAGAUGCUGACGGGGGCGGGGGUCCUGUGAGGUGACAGGGAAGAGAGGCGCGAGUGGGACGCCCCUCAGUGACCAGAGUGCAAAGCAAGUGCUUCCUUAGCCAACAGCUCAGUGCCCACGAGGCUCAGAGCCCAGCCGCUGGGGUGACCGGGACACGGGGCGCGGUGGUGCACUCCCACAGGCUGUGGCAGGAGGACUGCGAGUUUGAGCCCAGCCUGGGCAACUCGGCAAGACUGUCUC